Messenger RNA from Pyrenophora tritici-repentis Pt-1C-BFP, 1791 nucleotides. RefSeq names its product TT-ORF1 domain containing protein. Lineage: Eukaryota; Fungi; Ascomycota; Dothideomycetes; Pleosporales; Pleosporaceae. The record is from RefSeq and is a predicted model, not a curated record.
AUGAACGCCGUUCGACGAGCCAUGCGGGCCGUGUUCCCUCCACCUCGAAUAGCGCCCGAUGGCCGUGCAGAAUGGCCCUCGCGAGCACCCUACGUACUGGCCUCAAUGGGAGGAACCAUAGGAUUUGGAAAUCUGCUUCGUUUUCCGUCCCAGGUCUUCAACGACAACGGCAUCCAGUGGUUCAUACCCUAUCUUAUGACCAUCUGCCUCCUCGCCAUUCCAGUGCUUAUCCUAGAAGUCGCCAUAGGACAGGCUUAUCGUAGCGGCUGCGUCAUAGGAUAUAACGGUCUUGACCGACGUUUUACAGGAGUCGGGUUCGGCAUGGUCUGCGUCGGUUAUGCUGUAGCCAUUUAUUACAUCUCAGUCCUCUCCUGGGUUAUAGUAUAUUUCCGAAACUCUUUCCGAUCAGCCGACUCUUUCUUUCCCACGGACGGAAAAUCCACAGGCAUAUUUCAGUCAUGUGACGUCUCCGGUGAGCUAAUCGGCUUGUGUCUUUUCUCGUGGUUCAUCGUGUGGAUCUGUUUGUACAAGGGCAUUGCCAUCACCGCCCGCGUGGUGUACAUUACCAUCGUCCUUCUCAUCAUUCUUACUAUUGUCCUGGUUGGGCGUGGAGCUUCAUUACCGAAUGCAGGCCGAGGAAUCAAGCUUUACUUUGGCGAAUUUAAUGCUGAUGAGCUCGCCGCGGGCAAGAUCGGGCAAGCGGCCACCAGUCAGGUGUUUUACUCUACGGGUGUGGGUUUCGGCUGCUACACAGCCCAUGCAUCCUAUAACUCAAAGUUCGCCAAUGCAGUCGAGUAUGUCAUGAUGAUAUGCAGCGCCAAUGCUCUUUUCGAGUCGUUUGCUGCCUUUGCAGUCUUUGGUGUCGUUGGCAACCUGGGUAUGACACCUGAGAGCCAACAAGAAGCCCAAAUGCCCGGCGCACCUUUCUUGGCUGUCUUGUUUUUCUUGACCUUUUUUCUGCUUGGUGUUUCCUCGUCUUUCGCGCCACUGGAUGCGAUGAUCACAUCCAUGUGCGAUACCCAUUGGGGCUGGAAGUUCAAGCACUCAAGUAUCGCGACGGUAAUCACUAUCAUCUCGGCUUUGCUGUCGCUGUUCUACUCGGCCGGAUUUGGCUACCAAGCUACCAAUGCAGUCGAUGCAUGGAUCAGUAACAUCUCGCUCAUCUUCGUCGUAUGGACCGAAUGCGUCUGCGCUACUUCGUUCUACCGCUUCGUCGAUAUCAUCGUCUCCGACAAGAUUGGCGCUGAUGUUGGCUUCGGCGUUUGCAUUGCUGGCACAAUCAUCUCAGUUUUGAUUGCGAAGGAACCGAAUUCCACGGCGCCUCGUUUCUGGGGCCGCAACAAAUUCCUGAACCGUGACUGGUGGGUCGGAAUGUACUUUGGAAACCAACUAGCGCGCGAUCUCAACUACGUAGUAUGCGUCGGUAACCAAUGGCGACUCCCCGUCUUCUGGGCACCCAUCUUGCGCUAUUUUGCCGCGCCCGUACUCUCCAUCAUCUUCUGCUUCGCCUAUCCCACCUUUUACGCCACACGCGGCGAUCCACUUCAGAUCUUUGCUUUCAUGGUCGCUCAUCUCAUUGUUUUAGUUGUUCUUGUGGGCUUCAUCAUUCCUAAGAGCUUGAACAUUUUUGUGCCACCAGAACGUCGCGAUGAGGGCAAUAGGCAGUAUGCUCCUCAGACCUUGCUUGGAAAAGAUGACACGAACAUUGUUGGAGGUAUUGCGCCGGGGCUAGAAGAGGAAGCUGGUACGUCGCCGUAUUCGGAGUCGGAGAAGAUUGACAGGAAGAAGUAA